GAUUCUUUGUAAAUCUCAACCUCAGUCCUCUCUGCUGCAUGUGUGUGUGUCUUCCUCACAUCCAUUCUCCCUGUCGCGUGCUCCCCGUAGCCGACCCCGCCAGCCCAUCAUGGACGAUUCCGAGGCCGCCAGCAUCGCAAACGCCCUCGCCGCCGUGCAAGCCGCAGUUGCGAGCAACCCCGAGGCAGCAAUUCCUAAGAGCAUCAGCCUCAGCCUCGAGGGCAGCCACCAGGUUCCCCCGACGAAUUUCCUAUAUCCACAGCAUGCCGGUCAUCUCCAGCAGCUGCCAUCCCAGCCCACACUCGCUCCGAGCAACGCCGGCAGUCUCAAGAGGCCCAAGCCCGACGACGGCGACGACGACGACGACGACAAUGAGGGCUGGCAGAAGGUCGAGAGGAGAAGAUCCAAGAAGAAGCAGAAGAAGAUACCCAAGGCCGAUGGCGGCAACUACCCCUCCAUCACCUUCAACUACAACGCGAAGCUGCAGGCCAAGGUGUCCCUGGACCAGUUGCGCAGCCUAAUACUGUACAUCUUUACCGAGGGCACCGCUCCCCAAUGGGUCUCUAUUAGCAACAGGCCACAGUUCAGGAAGAUUGUCACAAUCAUGGUCCCCGGCUUGGAAGAAGCCAUGUUCAAACAGGGCGUCGACUUUUCCACCUACCAGCAACAGCCCAGGGACACGGAAAAGUCUCGCGUCAUGACAUCUCCCGACGAUUAUUAUCCACGCCUGCUGAAGAAGGACGAGUUGCCCGACAUACUUGAGCCUUUCGCCGACAUGUUCCCCCAUCUCUGGCCCAUCAAAACCCCUGGCAACGAGAGGUUCGGCCAAAUGCGCUCCCCGCUUCACACCAUGCUCACGGCACCUCAAGAGAGAUCUGGAGAAGAGAAGAAUAGAAAGGGCCAUGGUGUACAGCCUGCCAAGGAGCCUAGCGGCUGGAGGGAUCAGCGUACUAGGAUCACAGAAUAUCUCAUGAAGCCCGAGGAUUUUGUGCCCAAUGGCUACAAGCUGCACCCGGCACUCAUAGACAACGCGGAACGCCGUGCCGAGUUCAAGGAUGACGAGGGCUGGACUCAUACCAACGUCGACAAUAUAGCAGAUGGGGACGUGUCCGAGUCCGAAAUUCAGCAGGGCGCCAUAACAGCUGGUCGCGAAAUUCUCGCGCUAGACUGCGAAAUGUGUAUGACCGGAGAUGCAGAAUUCUCACUCACGAGGGUCAGCCUUCUGAGCUGGGACGGCACGGUGGUCUUGGAUGAGCUGGUGAAACCGGAUAAGCCCAUCACGGACUAUGUCACCCAGUUUUCAGGCAUCACCAAGGAGAUGCUCGCGCCGGUCACAACAACUCUCAGAGACAUACAGGCAAUGCUUGUGCGGAUCCUCCACCCACGCACUAUCCUGGUCGGUCACUCGCUGGACUCGGAUCUAAAAGCCCUGCAACUUACUCACCCUUUCAUUGUCGAUACCGCCUUGCUGUAUCCCCAUAAUCGAGGUCCACCCUUGAAGAACAGCCUGAAGUUCUUAUCACAGCGGUUCCUAAAGCGUGAGAUUCAAAAAGGCGCACAAGGCCAUAGCCCCAUUGAGGAUGCCAAGGCAUGUUUAGAUCUAGUAAAGCAGAAGUGUGAAAAGGGCAAGUCAUGGGGAAGUCAUGAGCAGCAAGGCGAGAAUAUGUUUCGCCGUCUCAAUCGCUUAGGUACUUCCUACCGCGCCAACGGCGGCGUGGAGGCACUAGGCGGCGCCGCGUUGGGCAAAUCAACCGUCAUGGUGGACUGGGGCGACCCGAUGAAGGGGGCAGGUGCGGCUGCAACUUGGCGAAUUGGGUGCAAGUCAGACGAAGAAGUUGUUGCGGGCAUCUUGCGGGCUGUGAAGGGAGACCCCGUGGCCGAAGAGAUACCCUACGGCGGUGCAGACUUUGUCUUUGCGCGCUUCAGAGAACUCGAGGCUCUGCAGGGUUGGUGGAAUAGAAACCGCGCCGGCCCAGAGUCUGACUUCCUCGCGCCCCCCGGGGUAGCAGACAUUACAGACUCGAACCCUGGCGAUCUAGCUGUGUCGCCUUUGCAGGCUUGUUUGCAGCUUCUUACUUCUCGCCUCAAGCACAUUUAUGAUACACUGCCGCCUUGCACUGCCCUGAUUGUCUUCAGUGGCAGUGGCGAUCCACGCGAGAUGAGCAGAUUGCAAGCACAGCAAGCCCAGUUCAAGCGCGAGUACAAUACUCCUGGAAGCAAAUGGGACGAGCUCAGCGUCAGGUGGACCGAUACUGAGGAUCAAGCCUUGAAGAAGGCUGUCGGUAUGGCACGAAAUGGCAUUGGCUUCAUUGGCGUCAAAUGAAAAGAAAAAAAUUAAUUUUAAAUUUCAGGGCGUCUUUGAAUGAUACCAGGGACAAAGACUUAGAUGCGUUGCUGCCCACAUGCUCUUCUUGACAUAUCCUACUAGGCUGGACAGUCCAGAGGAUACAAGUUGGGUUGGUGGAGAACCCGAGUCAUCUUGGCACAUUGGAAUAACGGGCAAAGAUAUCCUCCCGUCCAAUAAUUCUGAGCCUGAACAUCAGGACAAUGUGGUCAUCGGUGCUGCCUGCGCAAAUAUGUUAAAUUCAGUGUACAUUACGAGGCAUGAGUAACCUUGUCGGAUAUUAACAUGAAUUUAUCAUAAUACCCAGUUUUGCUGUCCUUCAAAAGU
Truncatella angustata is the source of this 2671-nucleotide messenger RNA. RefSeq lists its product as uncharacterized. Gene Ontology annotation, cellular component: nucleus. Bases 110 to 2323 code for a protein of 737 amino acids. The record is from RefSeq and is a predicted model, not a curated record. Gene Ontology annotation, molecular function: nucleic acid binding; exonuclease activity. The transcript has a single exon. Lineage: Eukaryota; Fungi; Ascomycota; Sordariomycetes; Amphisphaeriales; Sporocadaceae.